GCCCGCUGGUUGCCUAGCAACGGCCAGACGCGGAGAGAUGGAGGCUGCCAGUGGCCGGGAACGACAAGCGAGAGAAUAUUUAGAGAAACACGGGAUCAUGGAGCUGCUGAACCAUCUCACCACCGUCCUCUUGUUUUUCCGGCCAGAAAAACCAAGAGACUAUUUAAUAACUCUGUUGGAACGGGUGCGGAUUGCCAAAGAAACCGGCGUAGCAUUUCCCUUCUUCAUGGAUAACUCUAACAUUGUGGCCAUGUUCGAGAUGAUGGACUCCGCAGGCAGAGGUGCCAUCUCAUUUGUGCAGUAUAAAGAAGCCCUAAAAACCUUGGGUCUGUGUACUGAAGAUGAAGUUUUAAAAGGCGAAGGACAUAUAGUAACUUUGGACCAAUUCAGGGAUGAAGUGAACAAGAGGACUGAGAAAAUAUGGUCAUCAUUUUAAUUAUGCCCUAACUCCAGGAUAAUAAUGAAUGAUUCUAAA
This is a messenger RNA of Ochotona curzoniae (black-lipped pika), 475 nucleotides long. It is a transcript of the gene EFCAB10, whose product is annotated as EF-hand calcium binding domain 10. Gene Ontology annotation, molecular function: calcium ion binding. The coding region runs from base 38 to 436 and encodes 132 amino acids. The transcript has 4 exons. The record is from RefSeq and is a predicted model, not a curated record. Lineage: Eukaryota; Metazoa; Chordata; Mammalia; Lagomorpha; Ochotonidae.